Cataglyphis hispanica is the source of this 2468-nucleotide messenger RNA. RefSeq names its product SET and MYND domain-containing protein 4-like. The coding region runs from base 145 to 2049 and encodes 634 amino acids. The record is from RefSeq and is a predicted model, not a curated record. NCBI's taxonomy places the organism in Eukaryota, Metazoa, Arthropoda, Insecta, Hymenoptera, Formicidae. The transcript is spliced from 6 exons. Gene Ontology annotation, molecular function: protein binding.
AGUAUUUAUUUAUUAAAAUGUAUGUAAAUGGUAAAACUAAUAUGUAAAAAAAAGUAUUAUAAGAAGAAAAUAUUAUAUUUAAUAUUCUAAUCUAAUUUUCCAAGUAUAUUAGUGUCUUUUAAGGAUUACUUAUAUACAGAGAAAAUGGAGAUAGCAAAGGAACUUAUAUUAAUCCUCAAGCAAAAUAAUAAAUCGCAUGUUGGAUAUGGAUUACAAAAGGAAUGUGAGGCUCUUGUAGGACAUAUCUUACAAAAUAUGGUCAGAUCACAAAUGCCUCCUCUGCAUGCUGUAACAAAAAGUGAAGAAGAUUCUAUUAGAUUUAGAGAACAAGGUAAUCAACAUUUUGUAAUGGGCGAUGAUCUGGAAGCUAUAGAAUGUUACACUUUAAGCCUAGCAUAUGCUAACAAUGAUGAACUUAUGGCUUAUGCACAUGCAAAUCGAUCUGCUGCUUUAUAUAGGAAACAAUUAUAUAAAGAAUGUUUAAUUGAUAUUGAUGCAGCUUUACAUCACGGAUAUCCAAAGGAGAAACAGAAGAACUUGAAAGAAAGAGGAGAUAAAGCAAUAAUUGAAAUAAAAAAGUUGUUACAAAUAGAUUCACAGGAUACUGAUAAUCAGAAAGAUGUGGCAUGUAAUAAAUGUAUGGAAAAAUCUGAUAUUACAAAACCAAUAGAAAAUGCUGAAUACAUUGAAAACGAAACGAUAAAGAAAGAUCAUUGGAUUAAUGUUUCAAAAAAACAAAAUACGAUGACUAAUGAAAAUUAUCUCUAUUUUACAACAAGGAUUUUUCCGCAGAAACCGAGAUAUUUGCAGAACGAUGAUUUUUCCAAAUUAAUGUAUGGUCCAAGUCAAGAAGUUCCUGCCAUCAGUGAUGGUGUGGUAAUAUCUUUCUCCGAAAGAUAUGGUAGACAUUAUGUAGCAACACGGGAAUUUCAACCUGGUGACAUAAUUAGCAUCGAAGAUCCUUAUGCACAUGUUAUCUAUGAAGAACGAUAUUAUACACAUUGCCACUAUUGUCUAUCCAGAAGCUACAAUUUAAUACCAUGUGCAGAGUGUCCAAUAGCUCAAUAUUGUUCUACAAAAUGUAGAAAACUAGCAUGGGAGGUAUGCCAUGAAACAGAAUGUCCAAUUCUAAAAGUAUUAGGCAACUUACUUAAUGUGGAUAAAGAUAAAAUAAGAAUGAUUUCAAAGAUUAUUCGAUUGUUGAUUGUAGUAACAGAAAAUGGACGUAAAAUUAAAGAAUUGCAGCAGGAUAUGAAAAUCGCGGAAUCUAAUUCAGAUAGUAGAACAGCAGGCUUUACAGAUACUGCAAUACUAGACAGUUUUAGCGCACGAUCUGCGCUGAGUCUAGCAACUAAUAUGACCACAAGACCAUUAAUCGGAGUUAGUGCAUUUGCUUGUAUUUCAGCACUUGCUGUAAUUCUUUUAGCUACACAAACAAAAUUUUUCUGUAAGAAAUAUGAAAUUGAUGACUUGAAGGACAUUAGUGAAUUCUCCGAACUUAAAUUCUGUGCCAGUAUAAUGUUUCGUGCUUGUGUAAUAAUGUCUUCUAAUUGUUUUUCAAUACAACAAGAACCAGGAAUUAUAUCAGGUUCAGGUUUGUAUGUGGCUCACAGUUUAUACAAUCAUUCUUGCGCACCAAAUACUUUUCGACAUUUCGAAGGUCUCACAAUGAUCACGCGUGCUUUGACACCAAUAUGUGUCGGAGAUCAAAUAUUUACAAGCUACGGUGGUGUGUAUGCGCACAUGCCUCGAUUCGAGAGAAAGCAGAAGAUACUACAGGAUUACUUCUUCGAUUGCGAUUGUUCUGCAUGUAAAAACGAUUGGCCGAUGUAUAAUGAGAUUUUACGUAGUCACAUUGGAUCUAUUUCCAAAAAUAAGCGGCUUGUAGAAAAAUUGAAGCCUUUCAGAGAGAGAUUGCUCGCAAAUAUGUACGAUAUUGAGGCAGUAAAAGCAGUUUUAGAUAUAUUGCAUAAGGAAGUUAAUACACAUCCAUGUGAGGAGAUACUCCAUGCAGAACAAUAUUUAAAGAGCUAUUAUUUGGAUCCAUGAACUGUCAAAAAUAUGACAUAAUAUUAGACGCAAUAUAUAAAAAAAAAGCGUUUUUCUUUAGAACAUCAUGUAUAUAAAAAAUACUGUGUAAUUUAAAAAUAUAUAAAAUUCCCUUUUUAUAUGACCUAGAAUUAGUAAGAUUAUAUGCUCAAUUUUAUUUAUGUAACAUAUAAUAUUUAAAGUCCAAAUCUAAAAUCAGAUUUUUUCUAAUAAAACAUUUGUUUACAUUAUGAAUCAAAGACGCUAACACCAGGUAUGCAGGUAAUCAAUAACUUUAAUGAUAUAAUUAAACAUUUUUAAGUUCCAAGUGUUUUAUGUAAAAACUUUUAUAUCAACUGAUUGAGAUUUUAUAUAUAAUUUUGCAAAUUAUUACAUCUUAUGUAAAUACAUUCGUAAACACUGGAUUUAAACUGAGAAAA